Striga asiatica is the source of this 2009-nucleotide messenger RNA. The record is from the annotation of a GenBank genome assembly. NCBI's taxonomy places the organism in Eukaryota, Viridiplantae, Streptophyta, Magnoliopsida, Lamiales, Orobanchaceae.
UUACUAUUUCUCUCUCUUUUAUGGUCUCUUUAUCAAAGUGUAGCUCAACCAAAUAUAUACCAAUUUUGAGGGCAAACCCAAAACAGAGCUGGAAUCUUGGUUAAAAUGGCGUCCCACGACCAUCCCAACCCUAAUCAGACCACAAUGUACCCACAAGUGAUGGGCGAUACCGCCCCCGACCACCCCCCUUCCUCUUCCCUCUACCCGACCGUCGACAUGAGGGACCUGCUCGAGAAUCUAUUCCCCGAUGGAGCUGACCCCGGGGCCAAUGCCCCCUCCGCCCCUCCCGAGUCCAUCGAGGAGACCCUCAUCGCCGUCCCUGGCGCCAUCCUCCACCUCAUCGACCGCCAAUACUCCGUCGAGCUCGCCACCGGCGAUCUCCAGAUCUACCGCAUCCGCCAGGGCGACAACACCGUAGCCGUCUUCGCGGCCGUCUCUGACGAAAUACAAUGGCCUCUGACCAAGGACCUCGCCGCCGUCAAGCUGGACUCCUCCCACUACUUCUUUUCCUUCCGGCCGCCGAGUGAGUCCCAGGGUAAUUCCUCUUCCAGCGACGAGGAAUGCCAAUCGAAGAAGAAGAACAAAAAGACAAAGAAGAAGAAGAAAAAGGUAAAGGAUAAAGUGGAAAAAGAGGAAGAAAGUGAGGUUUUGAGCUAUGGCUUGACCAUAGUGUCCAAGGGGCGGGAACAGCUGCUGAAGGAACUGGAUUUGAUCUUAGAUAGCUACAGUAAUUUCUCGGUGAGGACUGUGGAGGAGAAGUCAGUGGUGACCAAGGCUGGGGAAGCAGCCCGUGAGAUAACUGCAAGCGAGCUUGAAUCGGACCAGAAGAAGAAAGAGGAGGUCGAGGGUAAGUGCGCGGCCUACUGGACUACUCUGGCCCCGAACGUGGAGGAGUACAGUGGGACAGCGGCACGGCUGAUUGCAGCUGGUUCAGGGCAGCUGGUUAAGGGGAUACUCUGGUGCGGGGAUGUGACCAUGGAUCGACUCAAGUGGGGAAAUGAGAUUCUCAAGCAGAGGAUGGCUCCGGGUGUUAGCUCUGAGAUCGAUCCUAGUACCUUGAGGAGGAUCAAGAGGGUGAAGAGGGUGACUAAGAUGACUGAGAAAGUGGCAACUGGGGUUCUUUCAGGAGUUGUGAAGGUCUCAGGAUAUUUUACUGGUUCUGUUGCAAACUCUAAAGUAGGGAAGAAGUUCUUUAACCUCUUGCCUGGGGAAAUGGUCCUUGCUUCUCUUGAUGGAUUUAGCAGAAUCUUUGAUGCUGUUGAAGUAGCUGGAAAGAAUGUGAUGUCAACUUCUUCUACCGUGACCACUGGACUCGUCUCCCACAGGUAUGGGGAAGAAGCAGCUAAGGCCACUAGUGAAGGACUGGAUGCUGCAGGGCAUGCUGUGGGGACUGCUUGGGCUGUAUUUAAGAUUCGGAAGGCACUCAAUCCACAAAGUGCGUUUAAGCCCACGGCACUGGCCAAGUCAGCUGCUAAAUCUGCUGCAGCUGAAAUGAAGGCAAAACGUUCCAAGUAAAUUGAUGCUGAUGAUUUCUUUCUUGGGUGGAUUUUUUUAUCUGCAGACAGGCUUCUGCAAGGUCUGGAGGGGAUGAAGAUAUCUUAUCCACGGAAUACGAAUUAUUUGUUAUUUUUGUUUUCUAAUUAUUAUGUUAUAUAUGUAUAUUUUUCCUUUUUUUCCUUCUUUUUUUUUUGGUAUGUAAGAUGUGAGCCUUUCUUACAUUGUUGGCCUACCUCGUUGUCUGCUUAUUGUGGAUUGGAGCAUAUGCGACCAGAAGAUUGGAGGCUGAAAAGUUAUCCAUAUCUCUUCAUAUGAGGAAUAAAGGGUCCUGUAUGGUUGAGAGCAGUCAGACCUCUCCUAGAGUGAAAUGUUGUUUUAUGCACUAUUUUUGUAUUGUUUAAAUUCUUCCAUUGCAUAUAGAGUGAUACUUUUCUGAUAUUCAUCUGCCACCUUGAGGGAUAUAGUGAAAUUGGUUGUAGCUUUUUUAAUUUAACUGUGACGGAUGACUAAAC